Messenger RNA from Phlebotomus argentipes, 906 nucleotides. It is a transcript of the gene RpS4, whose product is annotated as small ribosomal subunit protein eS4. The record is from RefSeq and is a predicted model, not a curated record. Bases 76 to 864 code for a protein of 262 amino acids. Gene Ontology annotation, cellular component: cytosolic small ribosomal subunit; ribosome. Gene Ontology annotation, biological process: translation. The transcript is spliced from 4 exons. NCBI's taxonomy places the organism in Eukaryota, Metazoa, Arthropoda, Insecta, Diptera, Psychodidae. Gene Ontology annotation, molecular function: structural constituent of ribosome; RNA binding.
UUUCGAGUCUGGCAGCCCUCGGCGUUACUUGCAUGCAGUCUUUUUCUCAGACAUUUUCGUGAAAACGUGACAAACAUGGCUCGUGGCCCCAAAAAGCAUUUGAAGCGCUUAAACGCCCCGAAAGCAUGGAUGUUGGACAAGCUGGGCGGUGUGUUCGCACCGCGUCCAUCCCAGGGACCGCACAAGCUGCGUGAGUCUCUGCCGCUGGUGAUCUUCCUGCGCAACCGCCUCAAGUACGCCCUGACCAACACCGAAGUCACCAAGAUCGUGAUGCAGCGCCUCAUCAAGGUGGACGGCAAGGUGCGCACGGACCCCAACUUCCCUGCUGGAUUCAUGGAUGUUGUGACCAUUGAGAAGACCGGAGAGUUCUUCCGGCUGAUCUAUGACGUGAAGGGACGCUUCACAAUCCAUCGCAUCUCCGCCGAGGAGGCCAAGUACAAGCUGUGCAAGGUGAAGAAGGUGCAGGUGGGCCCCAAGAACGUGCCCUUCCUCGUCACGCACGAUGGUCGCACCAUCCGCUAUCCGGAUCCCCUGAUUAAGGUCAAUGACUCGAUCCAGCUGGACAUUGCCUCGUGCAAGAUCACCGACCACAUCAAGUUCGAUUCAGGAAAUCUCUGCAUGAUCACGGGAGGACGCAAUUUGGGGCGUGUCGGCACUGUCGUCAAUCGCGAGAGACAUCCGGGAUCCUUCGAUAUUGUCCACAUCAAGGACAGUCAGGGUCACAUGUUCGCCACGCGACUCUCCAACGUCUUCAUCAUCGGCAAGGGUGCCAAGACGUACAUUUCGCUGCCGAAGGGCAAGGGUGUGAAGCUGAGCAUCGCCGAGGAGCGCGACAAGAGGCUCGCGGCCAAGGCGGCGCACUAAACGUCCGCAGAUCAUGAAAUCCUGCGGGGUUUUCAAUAAAAA